Messenger RNA from Terrapene triunguis (Three-toed box turtle), 1752 nucleotides. It is a transcript of the gene GYG1, whose product is annotated as glycogenin 1. The coding region runs from base 71 to 1084 and encodes 337 amino acids. The record is from RefSeq and is a predicted model, not a curated record. The transcript has 7 exons. Lineage: Eukaryota; Metazoa; Chordata; Testudines; Emydidae. Gene Ontology annotation, cellular component: cytoplasm. Gene Ontology annotation, molecular function: glycosyltransferase activity.
GCGAGUAGCCGGCGGCCGCAGCAUCUGUCCCGGGCGGAGGGGCAGCAGUACGGGCACCGGCACCGGCACCAUGGCUGAUCAGUCUUUUGUGACUCUAGCUACGAAUGACUCUUAUGUUAAAGGAGCACUGGUCUUGGGUUCAUCUCUGCAACACCACAGAACAAUAAAGAAACUAACUGUGCUCAUAACGCCUCAGGUCUCUGCUCCCAUGAGGAAAGUGCUAGAAAAAGUCUUCGAUGAAAUCUUAUUGGUAGAUGUCUUGGACAGUGGAGAUUCAGCCCAUCUAGCACUAAUGAAAAGACCUGAGCUGGGUGUCACACUAACAAAACUCCACUGCUGGGAACUGACUCAGUAUUCAAAAUGUGUGUUCAUGGAUGCAGACACAAUGGUUUUAUCAAAUAUUGAUGAGCUUUUUGAGAAAGAAGAGCUAUCUGCAGCACCAGAUCCAGGCUGGCCUGACUGUUUUAAUUCUGGAGUUUUUGUUUAUCGACCUUCCAUUGAAACAUACAAUCAUCUGUUACAACUUGCCACAGAGAAAGGCAGCUUUGAUGGUGGGGACCAGGGGUUAUUAAACACCUUCUUCAGCAGCUGGGCAACAACAGAUAUUAACAAACACUUGCCAUUUAUUUAUAACUUAAGCAGCAUUUCUCUAUACUCCUACCUUCCAGCAUUUAAAGCGUUUGGUUCAAAUGCUAAAGUGGUGCAUUUCCUAGGAAGAAUGAAACCAUGGAAUUACACAUAUGACUCUAAAACCAAAAGCAUAAAAGGUGACACAAGUGAUCCCACAAUGGUUCACCCAGAAUUCCUCAACAUGUGGUGGCAUACCUUCAUCACCAACAUCUUACCCCUACUAGAACAACAUGGAAUUGUUAAAGACGCCACUACAGGUGUAAAGGCGGAUGAGAUUACAGAGGCAGUGUCCCACAUGUCACUUUCAGCAGCAGCACUAACUUCGCCAUCAUCUCCCCCACCAGCUGAAUCUUCAGAAGAACGGAAGGAGAGGUGGGAGCAAGGCCAGGCUGACUACAUGGGAGCAGACUCCUUUGACAAUAUCAAGAAAAAACUUGACACUUACCUCCAAUAGAAGCACUUCUAUUGCCGAUGUUCAUAGAGAUACAAGAACUUCUUCCAGAGCUAUCGCAGCUAGGAAAGUGUUGAAUGUGGUCAGUUAAGCUUGCCUAGUAGCUUGAUAAAACUCAUCAGGCUGAAGAUCUUUGCAGUACUACAGGUGAGAACUGAGCAAAAGCUAUAAAGUAGAAAUCCUUGUGCCGGCUGUACCUGCACAAUCCUGAAGUCUUCCCUUUUAAGUAAAACUGCUGGAUAUGCCUAUUUAAAAAUAAAAACAAAAAACUGGGGAACAGGGCACUAAACUGGCUUGACACUUAUUCCUUUAAACCUGUAGGGCUGUGCUUUACCUCUUAAAAGAUGAAUGGCGUUACUCCUUUUGCUUGCUAUCUUAUAUAGGAGACCCUAUAUUUUUGAGAUUGUUUAGAAGUUGAAGUGGUUGUAACACUGCCUUACUGUAAAUGUUAGUACUAAAUUGUUCACAUACAUGCAAACUUAAUACAACUUCUAACAGCAAAGGCACUGCUUUAGGGUAUUAGUCUCACACUGAAGAUCUUGACCAGGUUUUUAUGUACAGUACAUACAGCAUGGUAGAAUGUCUUUGUUUAGUUCUGUAUACUAUGGGACUAUAAAACUGAGUUUUACCUGUAAUAUUGCACUCAUUGCAAAAUAAAAACUCGUGAUGCA